Messenger RNA from Trichechus manatus latirostris (Florida manatee), 8946 nucleotides. RefSeq names its product SLIT-ROBO Rho GTPase activating protein 2 (gene SRGAP2). Gene Ontology annotation, molecular function: protein binding. Lineage: Eukaryota; Metazoa; Chordata; Mammalia; Sirenia; Trichechidae. The record is from RefSeq and is a predicted model, not a curated record. Gene Ontology annotation, cellular component: cytoplasm. The transcript has 24 exons. The coding region runs from base 2754 to 6008 and encodes 1084 amino acids. Gene Ontology annotation, biological process: signal transduction; negative regulation of cell migration.
GCAUGCCAACAGCAAAUAAUGGUAGAAAACUAUGAAUGUUUCUUAGUGUAAAACUUUAUGUGUCAAAAGGAAAAAAAUGUUCUCUCCUCUCCAACAGUACAGAAAAUGUUUUCAGAAUUUACCUAGAGACUAGGUCAUGGACUUGGCCCAGAGAAUUAGGAUGGUUGGGAGGAGGGCACAGCCCAGGCAUCCAACUUAAGAGAUUCAUGGUCACAUGACCACAACUGAACUAGAAACGUUACGUCAGGAUUGACCACUUUGGCUAAACCACAGACUUUGUCCAGACAGUCUGCCCACUUAGUUAUACUCCAAGGGGCUCAUCAGACGGUUGGGAGGAGCUGGAACACCAAAAUGAUAACCUCCGUGUCGACUCCCAGAGGUCCAAGCCAUCCAUUUUUCCCAUUUAGUUAAAGGCUAUCGUUGCCCGCCACUAGCACGACUUACUUGGUAGGAGGGAUGUCUGUAGAGAAAAGGUCUAUUUCAGUAUCAGCCAGCAAAACAGCCUUCAUUCCCCUAGAGCUGAGCACUUGUUUACAGAAUUUGCAACACAGGAUGGACACACACCGGUCCUGGAAACUACAACUGCUGAUUGACAUUGCGUCCCAGAAGGAUGAGGUGUGGGACUUCGAAAAAGGAAACAAGAGCAAGACCUUUCCCAGUUCGAUUCACUCAGGCUGAAGAUCAAGUUGUUAGGCCUUGAGUUUUUUUUUAGCCCUGAACUUGGGAAGGAAAUGAGUUCUUUUCUGUUUUCCCGGUGGGAGAGUAAAAGUAAUAUUUAUCGAGUAGGAACAGAGAGAAGCAGCAAAAUUGGCUUUCCUUUUGAACUUGCGGGAAAACCAGUGCAGUUGGAAGCGAGGAGGAGGCAAGCUGCAAGGGAAGUCCUUUACAGCUUUCCCUUUCUCCUGUCUAGAAGGAUCCUCUACUCCUUAGCUCCCGCCCCUUCAGUGAUUUCCUUAACCUUCUCUGGUAGUCUCCUUUAUUUAAAGCCUCUCCUCUGAGAACGUCCUCUCUCCCAGCAUUACUUCCCUCUCUCAGAGCGCCUCAACUCUCCUCUCUCGGAUCGCGGGCUCAGGGACCCCACCCACGCCUGUUCUUUGGAAACCUUUCUUCUCUUUCCCGGAUUCAGAAAUCCCCUCAGCUUUUUGCACCGGAUGAUCCCUGGUUCUCAGUCCUUUCUCUCUCCCGCGAUCCUCCUCCGUCCGCGGGCCCUCGCGCGCCCCCAGCCCUCAGCGUGCUCACUCUCGCGCCGUUAGUUCGUGUCCUCCCUCCCCUUAGCUCUCCCUCGUGGCCCCUCGUCGUCCCCUUAGAUCUUCCCGGAGCGGCCGCUCGAGAGAGCCCGGAGGUGGCCGGGGAGCGGGGCAGAGGUCGCUUUCGGGGCUCAGUCGGUGCUGUCACGAACACGUCGUUUUUCCUCCCUCUUCCGCUGUCUCUGCCUUUUCGACCGGCUGUCAGUUUGAAUUACCAACGCCGCGCACCGAUUGGGAGAGCUAGAGUUCGCCCAGGUCCCGCAUUGGAAGGUUCUGGGGCCUUCCCCUGACGAGAUCUUAUUGGCAUGGGGACUGCCCGCCCCGCCCCAGUAACGGUGCCGAGAUCAACUCUGCUCUUUGGUUGGCUGAACUUGGCUCCGCCUCCUACCUCAUUGGCCCGCUCCGGGAGGUUUAGGCUAACCCCUACUCCCGCCCCCGUGAAAGCGGCAAGGCUCGCCCUUCGCUCAUCUUACUGGAAGACAUUCUGCAUUGCCCACCGGUCUCUACUCUCUAUUGGCUAAAGAUCUCCGCAACGCCCCUCCUCUCUACCCCGGUCCAAUUGGUCGUGUCUUCUCUAAAGAGUUUGUGUUUGGUUGUUGGUUCCGCCUUAAUCCCGCCCACCAAUUCUACUUAAGGUUCUGACAACCCGGGGAGGAGCAUAUUUUGUGACCACGCCUCGGUGGUGCUAGUCACACCUCCAAGUUUCGCUAGCUCCUCCUCCUCAGUACUGGCCUCUCGGGAUCAACUAUUCUUACUGGCUAUAGGCCCCAUCGGUCGAUAGAAAGCGGGCGGUGAUUGGCAAGGGGGUGGGUUCUACUUCCCGGCGGGGUCCUGCGGAGUUGGCGGAGGCUCCUCAGGGGACUAGGGGACUGAACUGCGUAGAAGCGGGUGGCGGGGAAGAGAGGGUAGGCGAGCUCUGAGUGGGAAGCGGAGCCGGGGGCCUGGGACCGUCGCGUCAGAGCCAGGCAAGUGAACCGGAGCAAACGACUUCCGAUCCAUUCCGCGCUGCUGUGGCUCCCGUUUGGGAUUUGAUUUGCAGCAUCUUCGAGACUGUACAACAAAAAACCGCGAAGCACGCCCAGCCGUUGCCCGGCGCCCCGAUACGCACCCACUCCCUCUCGGGGACACAACUGGGCGCGUCCACACCCCCGCACCCCCACACCAUGCUCUUGUGCGGAAGGACUUCCACUCCCAGCCUGUGUCGUUGAUGUCAGACCCCGGGCCAGCCUCCGGGCGCUGCAGUUCUCCCGGCUAAUGCUGAGGCUGCGGCUCGGGCUGUAGCACAGGAACAGCCGCCGCCGCAGCCGGCCCGGCGCCCACCGUCUGCAUGUGCCAGCCUUAGCCGCCUGCCCAGCCCGCAUACCGCGCUCACCGGAGCGCUGGAGACCACCGCGGGGCCCCUUCUGCCCUUGGGAGAAGUGGUCUUGGAGGUAUUGAUUUCGGUGGUUGGAUUUUUCCCGUGGAUCUAUCAAUUCACAAUUCGAAUUUGGAAGAAAGAAGGAAAACAUGACGUCUCCAGCUAAAUUCAAAAAGGAUAAGGAGAUCAUAGCAGAGUACGAUACUCAGGUCAAAGAGAUCCGCGCUCAGCUCACAGAGCAGAUGAAAUGCCUGGACCAGCAGUGUGAGCUCCGGGUGCAGCUGCUACAAGACCUCCAGGACUUCUUCCGAAAGAAGGCUGAGAUCGAGAUGGACUACUCUCGCAACCUGGAGAAGCUGGCCGAGCGCUUCCUGGCCAAGACACGCAGCACUAAGGACCAACAGUUCAAGAAGGAUCAGAAUGUUCUCUCUCCAGUCAACUGUUGGAAUCUUCUCUUAAACCAGGUGAAGCGGGAGAGCCGAGACCAUACCACCCUGAGUGACAUCUACCUGAAUAAUAUCAUUCCUCGAUUUGUCCAAGUCAGUGAGGACUCAGGAAGACUCUUUAAAAAGAGUAAAGAAGUCGGCCAGCAGCUCCAAGAUGAUUUGAUGAAGGUCCUGAACGAGCUCUACUCGGUCAUGAAGACAUAUCACAUGUACAAUGCCGACAGCAUCAGUGCUCAGAGCAAGCUCAAGGAGGCUGAGAAGCAGGAGGAGAAGCAAAUUGGCAAAUCGGUAAAGCAGGAGGAACGGCAGACCCCACGCUCCCCUGACUCCUCGUCCAAUGUUCGCAUUGAGGAAAAGCAUGUCCGGAGGAGCUCAGUGAAGAAGAUUGAGAAGAUGAAGGAGAAGCGCCAAGCCAAGUACACGGAGAAUAAGCUGAAGGCCAUUAAAGCCCGAAACGAGUACUUACUGGCUCUGGAGGCCACCAACGCGUCUGUCUUCAAGUACUACAUCCACGACCUGUCUGACCUGAUUGAUCAGUGUUGUGACCUAGGCUACCAUGCUAGCCUGAACCGGGCCCUGCGCACCUUCCUCUCCGCCGAGUUAAAUCUGGAGCAGUCAAAGCACGAGGGUCUGGAUGCCAUCGAGAAUGCAGUGGAAAACCUGGAUGCCACCAGUGACAAGCAGCGCCUCAUGGAGAUGUACAACAAUGUCUUCUGCCCACCUAUGAAGUUUGAAUUCCAGCCCCACAUGGGGGACAUGGCUUCCCAGCUCUGUGCCCAGCAGCCUGUCCAGAGUGAGCUGGUACAGAGAUGCCAACAACUGCAAUCUCGCUUAUCCACCCUGAAGAUUGAGAAUGAAGAGGUGAAGAAGACAAUGGAGGCCACCCUGCAGACCAUCCAGGACAUUGUGACUGUUGAGGAUUUUGACGUGUCUGACUGCUUCCAGUACAGCAACUCCAUGGAGUCUGUCAAGUCCACAGUCUCAGAAACCUUCAUGAGCAAGCCCAGCAUCGCCAAGAGGAGGGCCAACCAGCAGGAGACAGAGCAGUUCUAUUUCACGAAAAUGAAGGAGUACCUGGAGGGCAGGAACCUCAUCACCAAGUUACAAGCCAAGCACGACCUGCUCCAGAAAACCCUGGGAGAAAGUCAGCGGACAGAUUGCAGUCUGGCCAGGCGUAGCUCAACCGUGAGGAAACAGGAUUCCAGCCAGGCAAUUCCUCUGGUGGUAGAAAGCUGUAUCCGGUUCAUCAGCAGACAUGGACUACAACAUGAAGGAAUUUUCCGGGUGUCGGGAUCCCAAGUGGAAGUCAACGACAUCAAAAACGCCUUUGAGAGAGGAGAGGACCCCCUGGCUGGGGACCAAAAUGACCAUGACAUGGACUCCAUAGCUGGCGUCCUGAAGCUUUACUUCCGGGGGCUGGAACACCCUCUCUUCCCCAAGGACAUCUUCCACGACCUGAUUGCCUGCGUCAUAAUGGACAAUCUGCAAGAGAGAGCGCUGCAUAUCCGAAAAGUCCUCCUGGCUCUGCCCAAAACCACUCUGAUCAUCAUGAGAUACCUCUUUGCCUUCCUUAGUCAUUUAUCACAGUUCAGUGAAGAGAACAUGAUGGACCCCUAUAACCUUGCCAUCUGCUUCGGGCCCUCGCUGAUGUCAGUGCCUGAGGGCCACGACCAGGUGUCCUGCCAAGCCCACGUGAAUGAGCUGAUCAAAACCAUCAUCAUCCAGCAUGAGAACAUCUUCCCAAACCCCAGGGAGCUGGAGGGCCCUGUCUACAGCAGAGGAGGAAGCAUGGAGGAUUACUGUGAUAGCCCUCAUGGAGAGACUACCUCUGCUGAAGACUCAGCCCAGGAUGUGACCACAGAGCACCACAUGAGCGAUGACGAGUGUGAGCCCAUCGAGGCCAUUGCCAAGUUUGACUACGUGGGCCGGACAGCCCGAGAGCUGUCCUUCAAGAAGGGGGCAUCGCUGCUGCUGUACCAGCGGGCUUCCGACGACUGGUGGGAAGGCAGGCACAAUGGCAUUGAUGGACUCAUCCCCCAUCAGUACAUCGUGGUCCAAGACACCGAGGACGGUGUCGUGGAGAGGUCCAGCCCCAAGUCUGAGAUUGAGGUCAUUUCUGAGCCACCUGAAGAAAAGGUGACAGCCAGAGCGGGGGCCAGCUGUCCCACUGGGGGUCAUGUAGCCGAUAUUUAUCUUGCAAACAUCAACAACACCUUACAUCUUGAGAACACAAAACUCACAGCUACCAAGCAGAGGAAGCGGCCAGAAGCUGGGAACAUCCGGAAAACAUUUCGGAGUGACAGCCAUGGGCUGAGCAGCUCCCUGACGGACUCCUCCUCCCCAGGGAUGGGGGCCAGCUGCCGCCCAUCCUCCCAGCCCAUCAUGAGCCAGAGUCUCCCCAAGGAAGCGCCCGAUAAGUGUUCCAUCAGUGGGCACGGAAGCCUCAACUCCAUCAGCCGCCACUCAUCCCUGAAGAAUCGGCUGGACAGUCCACAGAUCCGGAAGACGGUGACAGCCGGAAGGUCAAAAAGCUUCAAUAACCAUCGGCCCGUGGACCCAGAGGUCAUUGCACAGGACAUUGAGGCAACUAUGAACUCUGCCCUGAAUGAGCUGCGGGAGCUGGAGCGGCAGAGCAGCGUCAAGCACACUCCUGACGUGGUUCUGGACACCUUGGAGCCCCUCAAAACCUCCCCAGUGGGGGCCCCCACAUCAGAGCCCUCCAGCCCCCUGCACGCCCAGCUCCUCAAGGACCCUGAGCCCGCCUUCCAGCGCAGCGCCAGCACUGCUGGGGACAUCGCCUGCACCUUCCGGCCUGUCAAGUCUGUCAAGAUGGCUGCCCCAGUCAAACCACCAGCCACCCGACCCAAGCCUGCCGUCUUCCCCAAAACAAAUGCCACUAGCCCUGCUGUCAAUUCAUCAGCUUCCCCACAGUCCACUGACAAGUCUUGUACUGUCUGAUAGAUAUAAUUUAAUUGUUCUAGACAAGGGGACUGUAGGGACUGAAGACUGUUAUUACAAUCUUCCUAUUUAACUAGCUUGGGGACUUCAGUUGAAAAUUAGAUUCUAAGUUGUUCUUGCAGGAAUUAGCCUCCCAUCACCCAAAACCUUGAGAAUGAUGCCCUUGUUAAUGCCCCUACCUUACCUUCCCAUCCCCCGUCCUCUGCUUCCCCCAGUCGUCGUAAUCCAGCCAGCUCCAGUACGUACCAUUCUUAGGUUAGUCGGAGAUAGACUUCUUCAUUAUCAGGUCACUGUGAAAUCUGGCAAGGCAAGCCAUGACGAUGUGGGCUCAAGCCACAGGGGAUGCGUGACCAGAUGGUUGGCUACCGACAUCCAACUCCCAGUGGCGUCUUGUUUUGGGUACUGACUAUAGAGAAUCAUAGAUAGUCCAUUCUUUGUCUUACACACACACACACACACACACACACACACACUUACACUUGUAGGUUUUUCUAGUCUCUGGCAUGUGUAGCCUCUCCUGGUUCUAGACCAGUCUCUUUGUAAGUUAUUGUGGCAGUUCACACAGGAGCCACCAGGGGUCUCUGUUUCCAUUACAUCCUUGUUCUGUCUGGGCCAGAGAGCCUAGCCUUUGAAAUCUCUCCAUCGUAUUGAGUUUAGCAGGAUGGGACUCAGUCCUGUAAUCUGUCUUCUUUCUAUUGGUGUGUAUUGGUCAUUGGUGUUUGCUUUUGCUCUCCUCCCUUCCAUCCUUUGGAAGUACAACCCACUCUUAUUAAGGAGCUUCUAACGUUUUUCUGAAUGUACAGACAUUUCUCGGGUUCUUAUCUUCGUCUCUGAUGGACCAUUUUCCAUUUAAGACAUUUUCCUGUAUAAGACAGUUUUAUAGCUGGUUCCUUUUAGGGUAAAGAAUCUUAAAAGAGUUUUAUUAUAUAUAUGGCAGGUUUGAAAAAGGUAAGAAAUGGGUCCUUCCUCUUCCUACUUUUUUAGGCACUUAAAACAUAAAAUUCAUUAUCCUAUGUAUAUAUUAAAAACAAAAAAAUCAGCUUUGCUAACCCAAAAAUUGUCCUAGUGAACACUUGUUCUAUAUUUAGCCCUAAGUUUGAUUAUUAUACAAGGUCUCUCUUCAGGGACCAAGAGGGCUUAGAGAGCUGGAGUUUGAUUAAAGAGAGAGACACUGUCCCUGUCUAACAAGAACAACUAAGGGAGUUGGACUCCACAGCUCUAAGUCUUCCUAAGGCCAGAAUCUGAAGUAAAUAAAAUAUUGGUUGCUGUAUAUUUUGGCCUUUUUUCUGAUUCCCCUCCCAAAGGAGAAAAUGAUACCCUUGUCUGCUCUAAUGCAGUCUCCAAACCUGGUGCCCACUAGUCCCCGCCCCUGCUAUGCCAGGAGUACCAGGCUGGAGACAUUUACAUCCUAGGCUCAUGGGUCUCAGACAGCUACUUGAGUUAAAGCUGAAACUCUUAUGUUUUCUAGUUUUAAAACUGUGCUUUAAGCCUCAAUGCUUUCUAUACUUCGCGAGAGAUGAUGGGUUGCCGUUAGGGAGGAAAAUCUGAAUUUUCUUCUCUUUGGCCUAGAAGAUAAUUUUAGACCAACCUUUUGAAGUUGGUAGUUGGAUCUAUGGAAGAUGGUGGAUUUUCCAUUCUGUAUGAAGAAAAAGAGUUGCUUUGUGGGAAAUCACUAAUUAGAAGGAUAUUCUGUAACAGUUGUUCCAGGGGAAAAAUUCCAAGAGCUAGAAGGGAGAACUAAAGACUUUUGUAGUACAAUGAGUCAGCCUGUAAGAGGCAACCCACAGUCCUUUGAAUUCUUGGGUUUUGUUGCUGUUUAGUGGCCUGUCCUGCUCUGUCACCUGGGCUUACACAGGUCCUGAGCCAACAGGGGACUUUCAUACCCAAGGACCUGUUUCCUUGGCCAAAAAUGAAACCCCACCCUUCACUUUACAUUCCUCUUAAUCCAACUGAUCAAAUUGGUACCCAUACUUGCCCUUGUCCCCUCUCCAGUACACUCACCUCUGAGAAAGUAAAGGCAAAGCUUUCUUAAUGACAAAGUUUUGGACCUAUUCUGUUGCUUCCUGCCUUAUUUCUGUUUCAUCCUUGUACAUGACUUGUGUUCACCAUCCCCUUGGUCAGUGUGCAUCUGCUUAUUUGCAUCAUGAACUGAACAGUGUGUGAGUGGUCACCUACUAAACCAAGUCUUAGCUCCCGACCCUGGGAGCCGAGUUGUCUUCCCCAUCUCUGGUGCUGUUGACACCUGUGAGAUGGUCCUGUCGAGAGGACUAGGGACCCACAGGAAGAGAGUCCUUCUUGGCAGAGCUCAUUGCAAUCAACUGGAAUUGAGGUUGCACACUGUGAUUUUACACCAAAAAGCCAAAAGGAGCUGGCCACCCAGGGCCUAGGGAGACCAGGCUUCCUCGGUUAUGUCUGCCUAAACCAGCGUGAUGCAUCAAAGAGCCCUGCUCUGCCUCUCGUGGCACGGAUCCUCUUCCUGGUGUGAACUCUGAAGGGUCAGUCUUUCUGGGAGAGAGGUGGGGUGGGGCUGCCAGCAUCCUCAUUUGGAAAACAGGAGUUUGCAGCCAGCAGCCUGUAAACUGGAAACACUGGUCUCAGCCAACCUCCUCAGGGCGCCCUGGUUCCUCCCCAAGGAGAAGAGGAGAGAUGACGCCAGCAACAAGAUGAACAGACCGCUGGAAGGGCUGGUGUAUACGUACUUAAUGUUCAGAAGAGAAAUUAGAUCUUCCAGGGAAUUGCAAUGUUGUGGCGUCUGACUUGUAUGUCACGUUUGUGUAAAAUGGUAUAUUCUUUAAAAUAGUGUUGAUAACUGGAAUAUUGUAUGUAUGCUUGGAGAUGCUUUGUAUGAACCUAAGACUGUCACUCAACAGAUGUUGGAUUGGGGAAAAUCCAAAGCACAACUUCAAAAUAAAAUACAUUUUUAGGUUUCCAUGCUGCA